This is a messenger RNA of Annulohypoxylon truncatum, 428 nucleotides long. Its product is annotated as RNAse P, Rpr2/Rpp21 subunit. The annotation marks the transcript as partial. The record is from RefSeq and is a predicted model, not a curated record. Lineage: Eukaryota; Fungi; Ascomycota; Sordariomycetes; Xylariales; Hypoxylaceae. The transcript has a single exon. Gene Ontology annotation, biological process: tRNA processing. Gene Ontology annotation, cellular component: nucleolar ribonuclease P complex.
UGUUCUCACUAGAUCUUUAAAACGACAAAGCGAAUCCGAGACAUGGGGAAAUCCAAGGGAACUGGAAAUGUACCAAACCGACCAAUAUAUUCUCGAAUUUCAUAUCUAUACCAAGCAGCAACGUACCUAGCUAGUCAUUCAGAACCGAAAGGUUCCAGUAAUGUUCCUCAAAGCUCCGAAGGUGGUAAGGGGGAUAUAUCAACACCAAACAAGCAAAUAUCUCAUAAUAAUCGCACUAAACACACUCUCUCGCGACACCUCAUCACUGAUCUUCGAUCUACAUCGUUGAAGAGCCAAAUUCGCUUAUCUCCUGCUAUGAAGCAUACCAUGUGUAAACUCUGCGAUAGCUUACUCAUCGAAGGAGAGACAAGCAGCUCCGUAGUUGAGAACAAAAGCAAGGGCAGCAAAAAACCAUGGGCUGAUGUACU